GGCGCUGGCGGUGAGCGCGGUUGGCGGGCGCACUCGGGGCCUGCAGGCGUGCACCCCGUCUCGCCGCUUCGCCCUGGUCCCGUCUCUGGAACUAUGUCCGAGGGGGUGGAUCUGAUCGACAUCUACGCCGAGGAGGAGUUCAACCAGGAUUCAGAGUUCAGUAAUGCCGAUCAGAUGGAUCUGUACGACGAUGUGUUAGCCGCCAGCUCGCAGCCCCCCGAAAACCGCACCAGCAGCUCGGAGCCCCCCCCAGAGAUCCGCCAAGAAACCUCUCCCAAAGCCAACAACAAAGCUCCCGCCAUCCUGUACACAUACAGCGGGCUGCGCAACAAGAGAGCUGCCGUCUAUGUGGGCAGCUUCUCCUGGUGGACGACGGACCAGCAGCUGAUCCAGACCAUCCGCUCGGUCGGUGUUUACGAUGUGGUGGAGCUGAAAUUCGCAGAGAACCGAGUGAAUGGCCAGUCCAAAGGGUAUGCGGAGGUGGUGGUCGCCUCAGAGAACUCGGUCCACAAACUCUUGGAGCUUUUACCUGGCAAAAUCCUGAACGGGGAGAAGGUGGAGGUGAGGCUGGCGACCCGGCAGAACCUCUCGCAGUUCGAGGCGCAGGCUCGCAAACGUGUGCCGCCGCGGGCCCACUCCCGGGACUCGGUGGAUUCGGUGGACGGCUGCGCCGUGCCCACGGGGAACGCUUUGCCGCCCGCCCGCCUGGAGAAACCCCGCUCCGUCCUGCCCUUCUUCAGCCGCCCCCCCGCCGCCCUCCCCCUCAUGGGGCUCCCCCCGCCACCCAUGCCGCCUCCGCCCCCCCUUUCCUCCAGUUUCGGAGUCCCCCCGCCCCCCCCAGGCAUCCACUACCAGCAUCUCAUGCCCCCGCCGCCCCGACUGCCCCCACAUUUGGCUGUGCCCCCGCCGGGGGCUGUGCCCCCUGCCCUGCACCUCAAUCCUGCCUUCUUCCCUCCCCCAAACACGGCGCUGGCUCCUCCACCGGACACCUACGGCAAAGCCAUGGCCCCCUACAACCACAGCAGCCGGGAGCUCAGCCUGCCCCCUCCCCCUGCGAGCGACCUGGAGUUUGAGGAGAUCAUGAACAGGAACCGGGCGAUUUCCAGCAGCGCCAUCUCCAAGGCAGUGUCUGGUGCCAGCGAAGGUGAUUACAGCGACGCCAUCGAGACCCUCCUGACGGCCAUCGCUGUCAUCAAACAGUCCCGCGUCGCCAGCGACGAGCGGUGCCGCGUCCUCCUCUCGUCCCUCAAGGACUGUCUGCACGGCAUCGAGGCCAAGUCCUACAGCACCGGCAGCAGCUCCUCCCGGAAAAGACACCGAUCUCGGGAGCGCUCUCCCAGCCGGUCGCGCGAGAGCAGCCGGCGGCACCGAGAUUUGCUCCAUGGUGACGAUCGGCACGAGGAUUAUUUCUCAGAGCGGAACCGAGAGCACGAGCGACAUCGCGACAGGGACAGAGACAGGGACCGGCACCACUGAGACAGGAGUUUUGACAGUUUAGGUGGUUUUUAACGGACUUGUAUCUCACCUCGACCAGGACGACGUGACCGAGGCCGCUGCGCUCCCCCUGUCCCUUCCCCGCCACCCCAGCUCUCUCCGGGUGCCCAGGGGGGCUCCCACCCCCACCUCGUGGCCUUGCCCGCACCCACUGCUCCAGGGAACGCCUGCUCCGCUCCGUGGACACUUGGACCCAAAGAGAAAUGGUGCUUUUUUUGCCACGGAGGGGGGUUCGUCACCUGUUUUUGGGGUGGCUGGAGGGGAUGGAGCCCCCCCGGUGCCAUGCAGCACUGGGGCUUGGAGGGUGGACAGCUCCCGACUCUGCUACGGGGAUUUUGGCCACACUCCUGUCCCCGUGACAAGCCCUGUGAGUUGCCACGCUCCUGUUUUCUCCCCCCUCUAAAAGGGGAAGUGUGGCCAGGGGCGUCUCUGCCCCGAUGUCACUUCCCGCAGUGGCUUUGGCACCCCUAUGCUCAUCUCCUGCAACAGCCGCUCCGGAGCCACCUCUCCCGCAGCAUCUUCCUUGUUUUAGAGGAAGAGGAGGAGGCGGAGGCAGAGCCCCCCCAAACCCCACACCCCUCUGGGGUCCCUGCGGCAGGAGAGGGAGCUGAGGGGACACAAGGUGACGUCCAGGGCGGGUGGCAUCACCCUCUGAACUGUGGACAGGAGAAGCCCGGCUCCAGAGGUCUUUUUUUUAGGGUAAAAUCACAUUAACUAACUGAAAAAAAAGUCUUGUAAAGUACCGCGAGGGGCCGGGGCGGGGAGGGGAGCGCAGGGGGGAGCGCUCAGUGGGACAGUUCUGGUUAUUUUUUUUUACUUAACGACACAAAUUUUUAGGUUUUUUUCUUUCCAAAUAGUGGGGGGCGACAGCGCAGAGCAGCCCCCGAUUAACCCCCAGCGAGGCGCUGCCCCCCUGCUCGCAGCCACUAGAUUUGUUUGUCUUUUUCCGAUAGGUUGGAAAUUGUGUAAUAAACUUGAUGACGUUGUCGAUCUUUUA
This is a messenger RNA of Columba livia (rock pigeon), 2491 nucleotides long. It is a transcript of the gene CPSF7, whose product is annotated as cleavage and polyadenylation specific factor 7. Gene Ontology annotation, cellular component: mRNA cleavage and polyadenylation specificity factor complex. Lineage: Eukaryota; Metazoa; Chordata; Aves; Columbiformes; Columbidae. Gene Ontology annotation, biological process: mRNA alternative polyadenylation. The record is from RefSeq and is a predicted model, not a curated record. The transcript is spliced from 10 exons. The coding region runs from base 94 to 1476 and encodes 460 amino acids. Gene Ontology annotation, molecular function: mRNA binding.